AUGAGUAUAGGAUGGAUGUCUCCAAUGUCGUUACUUCUACAGUCCAAAUAUUCACCUAGAGAUGUUCCUCUUACAGAUAAUGAGGUAUCAUGGAUGGCAGCUAUCCCGUACUUAAUUUGUGUUCUAUUUAAUUCCUUCAUCGUGUACUUCGUUGAUAAAUAUGGGCGGAAGUUGGGUAUGAUUUUGACAUCUGUAGCUGGCGCUGCCAGUUGGACUCUCAUGCUGGUUUCCUUUAAUAUAUGGGUUCUAAUGCUAGCUCGAGCAUUUGUAGGUAUAACUAUGUCAGGAUGUUAUGUCAUAUGCCCAAUAUACACUAAAGAAAUCAGUGACGCCAGUAUACGAGGUGCUUUGGGAUGUCUUGUUACUUUAUUUCAUACGUUAGGAAACCUGUUCCUCUACGUUUUAGGAGAUCUUCUAAGUUAUAAUGAAAUUCUUUGGAUUUGUCUAACUAUACCUAUCAUUCAUUUGAUGUUAUUCGUUUUCAUGCCAGAUUCGCCCUCAUAUCUCGUGAAAACAGGAGAAAUCGAGGCGGCAACUAAAGCGAUAACUUGGCUUCGAUGCAAAUCUGAGUCCGACAGCGAAGUUCAAGAUGAAUUAAAUGUUAUUAGGAAUGAACAUAAGCUAGACGAUGAAGGCAAUGAAUUCUUCCUCAAAACUAUAUUUACUGACAAAAUCCUGUUCAAGGCAUUUCAUAUUGCAAUUAUCACAACAUUGGCGAGAGAGGUGUGUGGAUCCAUACCAGUUCUGAACUUUGCUGGGGAAAUCUUCACUUUAGCAUCCGUUGAUGGGAAUCUAAUGCUGAGUCCUAAUCAAAAAGCUAUGUUCCUGGGUGGGGUUCAGGUUGUAGGGUCAAUUAUUGUUUCAAGCGUCGUAGAAAAAUGUGGAAGGAAGUAUCGAGGGACAGUGUUGGCGGUGGCUAUGUGUGCUGCUACACUGUCUGACUUCCUUCAGCUAUUAUUUUUCAAACCAUUAGCCAAAUCUGUUGGUAUACACGUAGCGUUUUACUUCUUCGGAUCAAUUUGUCUUUUAUUGGCUUUAUAUGUUAUAAUUGUAAUACCAGAGACAAGAGCUAGAAGCCUAGAAGAUAUCUACAAAGAUUUAGGCCAGAAGGAUCGAGUUGAGAUUAGAGAAAAAGAGAGUACAAGCUUU
This is a messenger RNA of Brenthis ino (lesser marbled fritillary), 1149 nucleotides long. The record is from the annotation of a GenBank genome assembly. Lineage: Eukaryota; Metazoa; Arthropoda; Insecta; Lepidoptera; Nymphalidae.